Molecule: messenger RNA, 756 nt
Organism: Alternaria arborescens
Lineage: Eukaryota; Fungi; Ascomycota; Dothideomycetes; Pleosporales; Pleosporaceae
Product: Pre-mRNA-splicing factor
Exons: 1
Coding region: 1-756 (251 amino acids)
Biological process (GO): generation of catalytic spliceosome for second transesterification step; mRNA 3'-splice site recognition
Cellular component (GO): post-mRNA release spliceosomal complex; catalytic step 2 spliceosome; Prp19 complex
Source: RefSeq, a predicted model, not a curated record
AUGGCGCGUAAUUCCGAAAAGGCGCACUCGAUGCUCUUCCGCUUUCGCGCUGCGCAGGCCGCCGAAGCUGGAAUCAUCGACAUCUCGCGCACUCGCCGCCCCAAGCUCAUAACCUCGGUCAACUCGAUUCCCGUGUGUGAGAAAUGGCGCGGCCAAGUGCUAAAGGAGAUUUCCCGCAAAGUUACAAAGAUUCAGGACGAAGCGCUUUCAGACUACCAGAUCCGCGACCUCAACGAUGAGAUCAACAAACUCAUGAGAGAGAAGCACAUGUGGGAGAGUCAGAUAAGAGGCUUGGGUGGGCCAAAUUAUAUGCGAGGCGGACGAGUGCUGGAUGAGGAAGGGCGGGAGGUGCCAGGAGGCGGAAAGGGGUAUAGAUACUUUGGACGAGCGAAGGAUCUGCCGGGAGUUAAAGAGCUAUUCGAGAGGCAGAGCAGGCCGGAAGACGACAUGGAUAAGGGGCGCGAAAAGAGGAGCGAGCUGAGGCAGAAGGUGGAUGCGGGCUACUACGGCUACAACCUAGACGAAGAGGAUGGGACGUUGCUAGCAUACGAAAAAGCCAAAGAGAGAGAGGCUUGGGACAAUUUCAUGGUGCUCGGCGAUGACAUGGACGAUAAGCCAAGCAAGACGCACAAGGAGUGGAUGGAAUUGCCUGGAGAUGCGGGUGACGGCAUACGAUGGCGCGUCCCAACACUCGAGGAGGUGAACAACGAGCUGGUAGAGCGCAGAAGGAGGAAGCUCCUUGAGAAGCUCGGUUGA